ACGCGGGGCGCAUGUUUGGCGCCUUGAUCAUCGGGUAAUCUGAGAUGCUCAAAUGACCCGCGACGACGUACCCUGCCCCUCUCCAGCACGUUGAGCGCAUACACCACGUUUCGAUCUCUCCUUCCAAAGACCAUCCGGGUCCAUGAUGAAGGCCCAUCUUUUCAACGUUGCUGGCAACAUGCCCGGCAUUUUAAAAGGAGGGAACUUCGCAUCUCAGCUUCUCAGCCACCACACCCCCCUCUGAAUCUCCUCGCCACAACUCGGGCUUCUCGACACUAGCAAUGGCGGCCUCCUCCAACGACAUCCUUUCCUGGACCAACAAGGAUCCGCGCGAGAGCCAGUUGUACAACUCCUUCGGCGUCGCGUACCGCUUCCAGACGAACGUGAGCGCCAACAGCAACAGCGUCACGGUCCUCUGGCGCACCAUACGUGCGAACAAGGAAGACCGUGUCGCGAAGCUCGAGUGGUCCGCUACCGGAGGUCUUGGUCGCAUCAUCAUCGGGAAGAACACGCUUCCCAUGGCAGACCUUGUCCGCCCCGACGCCCGUGUGCCCAGAGCACGCAUCUUCAACGGUCCGGACGGUAACCUCUACCGCUGGCGGCCAGCGUCCAACGGUAUGGACAUCGUCUUGCAGGACAUGAACCAGAACGUCAUCGCGUUCUGGCACCCACUCAACCCGCCAUCGCUCUACCAGGCGGGCGAGGUCCACGGCGAGCUGCACUUUAUCCGCACGGCAGGUGCGGGUACUGUGACGCACCCGCCGAUGAUGGACCAUGUCAUCGUCACCGCGAUGCUCUACCGCUUCUGCGAGAUGUGGGGCAUUUGACGCCUACCCCUUCGCUGAACGCGCGCCUCCCCCGUUACGUGACUCCUUCUCUGCUGUAAAUGCGCUCUCCUAUAUUCUCAUAACCAAUUCA
Schizophyllum commune H4-8 is the source of this 918-nucleotide messenger RNA. RefSeq lists its product as uncharacterized. The transcript has 6 exons. Lineage: Eukaryota; Fungi; Basidiomycota; Agaricomycetes; Agaricales; Schizophyllaceae. The record is from RefSeq and is a predicted model, not a curated record. The coding region runs from base 282 to 827 and encodes 181 amino acids.